Messenger RNA from Aspergillus oryzae RIB40, 1869 nucleotides. RefSeq lists its product as uncharacterized. The transcript has a single exon. The record is from RefSeq and is a predicted model, not a curated record. NCBI's taxonomy places the organism in Eukaryota, Fungi, Ascomycota, Eurotiomycetes, Eurotiales, Aspergillaceae. The coding region runs from base 1 to 1869 and encodes 622 amino acids.
AUGGAUGGAAGCGUGGUUGAAGGUAUUUCUACCUCUCUCCAGACCUGCCCUCCUGAUCUUCAAGGGCUUUACGCUCUCGAGGAUCUUCCAUCUCCCCCUUACAUAUCUCAUCUGCAUGUGAAUGAUCUGGGGCUUACACCACCCCCUGGGUCGCAGCCACAGCAACCUGUCGAUGCUCAGGUGCCCUCCCAGGAAGAGGACCAUAGUUUGCCGGACGGCGGUGAUCAAGCAGACACUAGCAACCAGUUUCCUGGGGACCAAAAGGCUAAAUAUUCGGCGGCGGGUAUUGGCUCGUCCAAGUUAUCGGUCCAGGAUGUUGACCCUGUAGGUUUCACUGGUUCGACUGACCCAGUACAAGCACUGUUUGACGACCCGCUCUUCGAUUCCGAGGCUGUGCUUCGCGAGCUUGAUGCGGCCUUUGCGUCUCGAAAACGAGCUGGCGAUGAGGCUUUUUCAGGGCUCGAUUUAUGGGGUCAACCAGAAAAGAGACGACUAGUCGAAUUACAACAAGAUCAUUGUGUUCCUUCUCCUGGUGAAACGCCUUCAUUGUCUUCUCCCAACUCUUCCCACCAGCCCGAACAAGGUGGAACCGCUCCUCAUACACCAGGAAUAGAGAGACUGCCGUCACCCAAUCCGCUGUUUGACUCUUUGGAUGCCCUGUUUGAGGACCCAGAUUUCAAAAUUCCUUUGAUACCCGAUGACGAGUUCCCGCCCGAUUUCGAACUUGAGCUACCCCUUGCACAAGGCGACCGAAUCAGCCAUGAACCUUCGAAUCAGGACCUGGCAGACAGCACUAGAAACGACCAACAUCCCCUUGAGCUCCCUGAAGGCUCGAUAUCAAAGGAGCCUUCUGUCAGCGAACUUACUAAAGACCGAUUUUCUCUUGACUCCUCGCAUUUGGCGUCUAAUACUAGCCGAGAGAUUUUACAACGAAUUCAUAAAGAGCCGGAGUACACGUCUCCUUAUCCACAAUAUGGGGGACCAUUGGGUUACCUUCCGUCCGCACCAAAUAUCCACGUCAAAUACGUCGAAGUUGCAGAGGAUCGAAUGAACUAUCGCCUCGCCUGCCUGAAGGAUAGGGUGUAUCAUCUCACCUGCGAGCGUAACAAGUACAAAAACGCUUUGCUUCAGUGGACGACUAUAGACCCUGUGACGGGCAAGACCAGAGAACAACAGCUGCGCGAGGAGAAUGCCAUGCUUCGACGUGUUUCCAGUCAACACCAGAACCGCGUUGAGCAGUAUAAGAGAGAGGCGACAGAGUGGAAAAACAAGCUACAUGAGGUUGGUACUAUCUAUAACAACCUUCUCUACGAGAUCCACGUCCAGAAACAAGUGCCUGCAGUUGCUCCAAUCCCGGAUUCAUACAAGCCUCCACGCACAUCGCAAGCCCGGGGACAACCUCCCACACCGAAUUCGCACCCCGUUACUCCGGCGCCCUCAGGAGACAUGCAGCAUGUUAGGCAAGGGUCUCAACCCCUUCCUCCCCAGGGCGUGCCACCCAGUGUUAAUGGGAGUCAGCAGCCUGCUAGUUCAGCAACAGACCGCGGGUCGACUCCAGUCACGAUCGAUUUGACGGACGAGACGGAGAACAAAUCUGCGCCCUCGGAACCUCCUACGGAAGGAGAACAACGCCGCAUGGAGAUGCUCCAGUCCCUACGAAACAAAAGAUACGGCUGGCUCGAGGCCGGACAGACCGGGCAUGAUUUCCGUACUUCGACUUCGCAAUCUCCACGACCUCAGCAAGACACUAGUAUCCUAGUUGAGCCGAGUCACAAUGAUCCUCCGGAUCAUCCAGCUGCCCAGAACAGCCCCAUCGAUGAUGACGACGAGUUAGCUCGUGCGAUGGAGGCGGAACUGGCCGAAGCUUAA